Diceros bicornis minor is the source of this 2791-nucleotide messenger RNA. RefSeq names its product carcinoembryonic antigen-related cell adhesion molecule 8-like. The transcript is spliced from 7 exons. Gene Ontology annotation, cellular component: plasma membrane; cell surface. The coding region runs from base 1 to 1074 and encodes 357 amino acids. NCBI's taxonomy places the organism in Eukaryota, Metazoa, Chordata, Mammalia, Perissodactyla, Rhinocerotidae. Gene Ontology annotation, biological process: regulation of immune system process; signal transduction. The record is from RefSeq and is a predicted model, not a curated record. Gene Ontology annotation, molecular function: protein tyrosine kinase binding.
AUGGAGUCCCCCUCAGCCACUGCCCACAGAGGGCGCAGCCCCUGGAAGGGGCUCCUGCUGGCAGUCUCACUCAUAAACUUCUGGAACCCACCCACCACUGCUCAACUCACUAUCGAAUCGGUGCCGACCAAAGCUGCUGAAGGAAAGGAUGUUCUUCUACUUGUCCACAAUCUGCCUGGAAACGUUUCUGGCUAUGCCUGGUACAAAGGGGACAGAGUAGGUCCCAAUCAACAAAUUGCAACAUAUGUGAUAGACAGACAAGAAAUUACCCCAGGGCCUGUGUACAGUGGUCGAGAGAAAAUAUACCCCAAUGGAUCCCUGCUGUUCCAGAAUGUCACCCAGAAGGACACAGGAUACUACACCCUACAAGUCAUAAAGACAACUUUGCUAACUGAAGUAGGAACUGGACAGCUCCACGUACACUUGGAGUUAACCAAACCCAACAUCACAGGCAACAACUCCAACCCCGUGGAGGACGAGGACACUGUAUUGUUAACAUGUGAACCUGACACUCAGGACACCACCUACCUCUGGUUGAUCAACAGUCAGAGCCUCCAGGACAGCGCCAGGCUGGAGUUGUCUCUGGACAACAGGACUCUCACUUUAUUCCCUGUCACAAGGAAUGACACAGGACCCUAUGAGUGUGAAACCCAGAACCCAGUGAGUGCCCGUCGCAGUGACCCAUUCUACCUCAAUGUUCUCUAUGGCCCGGAUGCCCCCACCAUUUCCCCCUCAGACUCCUAUUACCAUCCAGGGGCAAACCUCAGCCUCUCCUGCCACGCGGCCUCUAACCCGCCUGCACAGUAUUCCUGGAUUAUCAAUGGGAGGCCCCAGCAAUCCACACCGGAGCUCUUUAUCCCCAACAUCACUGCGAAUGAUAGCGGAUCCUAUACCUGCCUCGUCCAUAACUCUGUCACUGGCCUCACUGGGACCACAGCCAAGACUAUCACAGUUUUUGAUGAUCCAACACAAGGAAGUUCUGCUGGCCUUUCAGCUGGGGCUAUUGAUGGCAUCGUGAUUGGAGUCCUGGCUGGGGUAGCUCUGAUAGCUCCAUUGUACUCUCUGUACAUCUGAAAGACUGGAGGGUCAGGGCCACUCUGACAACUCCCCUAACAAGGUCGAUGAAGUUACAUAUUCUUCCCUGAACUUCAAUGCCCAGGAAUCAAAGAAACCAACUUCAGCCUCCCCAUCCCCAUCAGCCACAGAAACAGUUUAUUCAGAAGUAAAAAAGAAGUAAUGCAACCUUCCCUGCUCACCGCACUGUGGACUUAUUCCAAGCUUCUCAUCCCCAUUACUAGAAGGAUCCCUUUUCCCUCAGGGAAAAGAGGAAGAAGCCUCUUUCCUCCCCUUAAUUGCCAAAUGAGGCAUCUCCAGGCUGCCCAGUCACAGCCCCUCCCUUCAGUGUCAGUACAUGAAAAGGUACAUCUGGGAAUCUGUAGGAAACCCAUCCUUCCUAGUCUUUCAAAUUUGGCAAAGCAGACCUUGGGAGAGAGUUGCCAGAACCUCCCGCCGCUCCGCCUCUCCUGACCUAGACUUGUUUUAAACUUGCCUAUUCAGAGCACACUCCUUCCUUUCCACCCUAGUCCUGUCCUAUAGGAGUCUAACUUGAAUUUGCCAAAACCUUGAGAGUUAUGUCUUUAUCCACUGAAAUGCAUGUGCCAGAAAAGAACAUACAAAAAUAAAAGUUAAAAGCUUCUCUGUCUCUCCAAGGCCCAGUGUGAACCCACCAGGCACAGGAAAACAAAUAUGCAACAUAUACUGAACUGAGAAAUUCUGAACCUUUGUCCACUGUCAGGGUUGUCUACCUAUAGGACCAGGGCCUAAGAAGCUUAUUGCUUAGUGGAAUACGACCUAAGCCCUCUGGCAAGCCUGUCUUCAGAGAACCCACUAGAAGCAACUAGGAAAACUAGAAAAACAAAAUUUGCCGAUGUCCGUAGGUGAGUCCUAAUGAAAAAAGCAAAAAAAUUGCACACACAUUUUAAUAACUUUAUGGACCUUAUUCAAUUAAAUGCCCACAGAAGGAGGGGUUACAGCUGUAGGGAACAGUGAGCUGUUAGUAGAGACAAUCUGCUAGGAAUUUGGGAAAGGAAUCAAAGAGCUACCCUUCAGAGAUUGAACAAUUGUUAAAGAAUGCACAAUUGAGGAUACUUUUUUUCCCCUUUGUCUGAGACAUUCUGCCAUUUUAAUUUUUGUAAUUGCUUAUUUAUGUGAGAGGGGUUAUUCUAACUUAGCUUAGCUAUGUAAGCCAAUCUGUCUGCCUUAGGUGAAAGAAGCCACCAAAAUCCCUCGAGUCCCUUUGGCCAGGAGCUCCUCAAGGCUUCUAUGUCAAGGGCUCUAAAUAGAAAAGAAGGAGAAGCUGUUUUCCUCAUUCAUGGCUAGAGAUGGAUCUAACUCAGUUUCUAGGCAUCUCAGACCAAUCACCAGCCACCAUUCUAUCCCAUGUAUCUGCCUGUGCAUGUUCUGUCUGUCUGCCCACUCACUUUCUCAGGAAACCCUGGCCCUGCUAAGGUGCAUUUGGUCCUUGAGAAGUGGGAGCACCCUGAAGGGAACACUAUCAUUCACUCCAUUGGCACUCUUUACAACCGAGAAAGCUGCACUGGUGCCGAUGCUCCUUAGGACACAACGGGACUAUUAUAACCGGGCCCUAGGCUUCUUGAACAGCCUCUGAAAUGUGUUUUCUCUCAUGGGGUCUAUGCAUCCCAAUGUGUGUUAGGAUAAAAGGAAGGGCAGGAGAAGGAGAGGCAAAUGUACUUCACACCCUGCCUUCUUCUGUACAGAUGGAAUCACUUUG